Messenger RNA from Aspergillus nidulans FGSC A4, 1371 nucleotides. Its product is annotated as T6SS phospholipase effector Tle1-like catalytic domain-containing protein. The transcript is spliced from 3 exons. The record is from RefSeq and is a predicted model, not a curated record. Lineage: Eukaryota; Fungi; Ascomycota; Eurotiomycetes; Eurotiales; Aspergillaceae. Bases 1 to 1371 code for a protein of 456 amino acids.
AUGCCUCCUCCGCCCCAUAAUGGCCCGUUCGGCGGUCCCGAGUCGGCCCAUGAUUCGGUACCGCAGCCUCGUCGGCUUGUUCUUUGCUUCGAUGGCACGGGGAAUCAGUACAUGGGAACCGAGGAGGACACAAAUAUCGUCAAAAUCUAUGAGUCGCUUGAGCGGCAUAAACCCGGCCAAUAUGCCUAUUAUCAGCCCGGGAUUGGGACCUUGACCUAUGUUAGAGGUUCCUCGCGCCAGACCAGCGGGUUUAGCUGGUGGACGAGAUUCAGAGCGCGCGUCAGCGCCCUGCUAGAUCAAGGAAUAGGCGUAUCGUUUGCCAGCCACCUUAUCGCGGGCUACAGGUUCAUCAUGCGCUAUUACUCCACUGGCGACCAUAUCUAUAUCUUCGGUUUCUCGCGCGGCGCAUACACAGCCCGAUUCCUAGCCGAGAUGAUCCAUAACAUUGGCCUCCUCUCACGCGGUAAUGAAGAAAUGGUCCCAUUCGCCUGGGACACGUUCAGUCGCUAUCAGAGCUCUCGGGGGAACGUGCCACAGACUGAAGAAGACCGCGAGUUAGCGCGGUAUAUGCAUAAGUUCAAGACGACAUUUUGCCGUCCAGACGUCGGCGUGCAUUUCCUCGGUCUUUUUGACUGCGUAAACAGCGUUGGUCAGUUCGAGAUACCGUUCUUCCGCAAGUCAUACCGGUACAUCGCCAGCCCUUCGGCACGGCAUAUUCGUCACGCUGUUUCGAUACACGAGCGCCGGCUAAAGUUCAAACCUGCGUUAUUUCAUAUUGACCCAAAGGACAAAGACUCGAUAGAUUUGAAAGAAGUUUGGUUUGCUGGAAACCAUGGCGAUGUCGGCGGCGGGUGGCCUCUAAGCAAGGGACAGAAGCACCUCCUAUCAGAUAUCGCUCUUCACUGGAUGAUACAGGAAGUGUUAAACCUGCCUGGCUCGGACAGCAAGCUGGAAUUCAUGUCGGAAAAUGUAGAAAACAUGAAACGGGUUGCGACUCACUCUUUAUGUAGGGAUGAGGAGCCCGGCACUGCAGCGUAUCAAAUAGCACAGAAGACAAACAAGCCGCACGAUAAGCUGCGCUUUGGACAUGGCGGAAGCGCUGUGUCUGUUAUGCUAUGGUGGAUCCUAGGUUCGUCUCCCAAUUUUCCAGUUCACCUGUUCUUCCGUAAUGACGUCUCUCACAACAGAGGUCCUCCCCUUGGCAACUCGUCUCGAGCUAGAGAAGGUGUGUACGAGAUGUUAGAGUCCGGCAUUCUGGACGAUUUUCCUGUGCCCAAGCCAGGUGGCGAUAACCCAAACCUGCCUCCUAAUCUUGUCGAUGAUGACCGGCGGCAUAUGCAGAAGAGAAGCGACGGAACAUGUUCACCAUGA